CCCACUGCCCGCCCGCGGGUCGGAGCGGGUGCCGGGCGCCGGCGGAGGGAGGGAGCCCCGCGCCGGAGUUGGGGGCGCCGGGCAGGCGGGCGGAGCCGAGCGCGCAGCUCGCCAUGGAGGUGGAGGAGGCGUUCCAGGCGGUGGGCGAGAUGGGCAUCUUCCAGAUGUACUUGUGCUUCCUGUUGUCCGUGCUGCUGCAGCUCUACGUGGCCACAGAAGCCAUCCUCAUCGCACUGGUCGGGGCCACGCCGUCGUACCACUGGGACCUGGCAGAGCUCCUGCCCAAUCAGAGCCAUGGCAACCAGUCGUCUGGUGAAGACCAGGCCCUUGGGCACUGGCUCCUGACGGCCAAUGGCAGCGAGAUCCACAAGCACGUGCACUUCAGCGGCAGUUUCACCUCCAUCGCCUCUGAGUGGUUUUUAAUUGCCAACCGAUCUUACAAAGUCAGCGCAGCAAGCUCUUUUUUCUUCAGCGGUGUGUUUGUGGGAGUGAUCUCAUUUGGUCAGCUUUCGGAUCGCUUCGGAAGGAAAAAAGUCUAUCUCACAGGAUUUGCCCUUGAUAUCUUAUUCGCUAUUGCAAAUGGGUUUUCCCCCUCGUACGAGUUCUUUGUAAUAACUCGCUUCCUGGUGGGCAUGAUGAAUGGAGGCAUGUCGCUGGUGGCUUUCGUCCUGCUGAACGAAUGUGUGGGCACCGCCUACUGGGCUCUUGCAGGGUCGAUUGGCGGCCUCUUCUUCGCAGUUGGCAUCGCCCAGUACGCCCUGUUGGGGUACUUCAUCCGCUCCUGGAGAACCCUGGCCGUGCUGGUUAACCUGCAGGGAACAGUGGUCUUUCUCUUAUCUCUAUUCAUUCCUGAAUCACCUCGUUGGUUAUACUCCCAGGGUCGCCUGAGUGAGGCGGAAGCUGCUCUGUACCUCAUUGCCAGGAGGAACCGCAAGCUCAAGUGUACAUUCUCACUGACACAUCCCGCCAGCAGGAGCCACAGGGAGACCGGAAGCUUCCUGGACCUGUUCCGAUACCGGGUCCUCUUGGGUCACACGCUGACCCUGAUGUUCAUCUGGUUUGUGUGCAGCUUGGUGUAUUAUGGCCUGACUCUGAGUGCAGGUGACCUAGGAGGAAAUAUUUAUGUCAAUCUGGCCUUGUCUGGCCUCAUAGAGAUUCCAUCUUACCCGCUCUGCAUCUACUUGAUUAACCAGAAAUGGUUUGGUCGGAAGCGGACAUUGGCAACAUUUCUAUGCCUAGGAGGACUGGCUUGUCUUAUUGUAAUGUUUCUUCCAGAAAAGAAAGACACAGGUGUGUUUGCAGUGGUGAACAGCCAUUCGUUGUCUCUGCUGGGGAAGCUGACCAUCAGUGCUGCUUUCAAUGUCGUGUAUAUCUACACCUCUGAGCUUUACCCUACAGUCAUCAGGAAUGUUGGGCUCGGGACUUGUUCCAUGUUCUCCCGAGUUGGUGGGAUUAUCGCUCCCUUCGUCCCCUCACUGAAAUACGUGCAGUGGUCUUUACCCUUCAUUGUCUUUGGAGCCACCGGCCUGACCUCCGGCCUCCUGAGUUUAUUACUGCCAGAAACCCUUAACACUCCAUUGCUGGAGACAGUUUCUGACCUCCAGGUAUAUUCAUAUCGGAGGCUGGGGGAGGAAGCUCUGUCUUUACAGACCUUGGAUCCCUCACAGUCUGCGGACAAGGAGAGUGCUGUCGGGAGUGAGAGUGAGGAAGAGGAAGAAUUUUACGACGCAGAUGAAGAGACUCAGAUGAUUAAGUGAAGAACCCCAGAAUCCUCUUCGGAAGCAGAUCAUCUUUUGUGCCUCUAGCUA
Messenger RNA from Rhinolophus ferrumequinum (greater horseshoe bat), 1808 nucleotides. It is a transcript of the gene SLC22A15, whose product is annotated as solute carrier family 22 member 15. Gene Ontology annotation, molecular function: transmembrane transporter activity. Gene Ontology annotation, biological process: transmembrane transport. NCBI's taxonomy places the organism in Eukaryota, Metazoa, Chordata, Mammalia, Chiroptera, Rhinolophidae. The record is from RefSeq and is a predicted model, not a curated record. The coding region runs from base 114 to 1757 and encodes 547 amino acids. The transcript has 12 exons. Gene Ontology annotation, cellular component: membrane.